AUGCGUCUUUGGUUCCUUCUUGGCGCCGUUUUUGUUUUCUGUGAGUUUUUUUUGUCAUACUCUCAAAAUUUUAGUUUCUAAAAAAAUUAUAUUAUUAUAUUAGAUUGCUUACUUAUAUAAAUGAGGGCUUUUUUUCAGCUUUGAUACAAAAAAAUAAAUCAAAAAAAGUGUUAGCGGAAAAAAAUUUUUUUGCGCGGGAUAGUUGCGGUAUGUGUGUACUUUCACGCCGCCGUGAGCUGACUUGCGCGUUUUUUAAUUUUGUUUUUCAUAAAUUUUCAUAUUUUUCUUCUUUCUUCUUUCUUUUUCUUUUUUAUCUUUUCUUUUAUAUAUUGAGAAAAAUUUUAAGUUUUCAAGAAUUAUUUUACUCUAUAAGUCCAAGUUCGAAAACCGUUCUGGAAUCGUUCCGCUAGUGGUUCAAAAAUAGCGUUUGCGCAGUUUCAAGACCAAGGGAGCGUAUCCAAUUUUUUUAUUUUUUUAGGUAUACAAACGCUCCAUGGCGGUUUUUGAACAUUCUUUGUAAUUUUUGAAAAUUUCUUCUUUUUUUGCAAAGUUCGUUUAUUUUCCAGGUGUAAAAUCUCAUCCAGUUGACCUGGUUCCUUCGGAAAACAACGAAGUUCCUCUCGUCUACCGUUCCUUGUGUGGGUUCGUGGACCUUCCUGGAGAAGAGGGGGAUCGCUGGACCAGAGAAAAACCACAGGACGAAGGCUCCAGUGAGCGGAAAAUUUUGAAGCUUCGCGGAUUCGCUGUGGUCAUCCGGCAUGGCGACAGGUAAAGACUAUCGAGUUUGAAAUUUAUCCAAACAAUCGGGAAAACUAUAGUUUAGAGGAAAUUUUUUGAAGAACUUAUAAUAGUUCAGUACUCCUUUGAAUAUUUUGGAGGGGUUUUAUUUUUCUUCAGGGAAACGAUAUUUAAUUCAUUUCAGCUUGUGUCGAGUGGUCCUUCUAGGGUCUAACCCUUAGCCCCUAAAGCUCAAGUGGACCCUAUAGGGGUCUCUCAAUUUCAUUCGGAAAACGCCUUUUUAUUCAGCUUUCCUAUGGAAAUGCUUCGCUUGGAGCUCAUAACCAUUAUCGACUAGCAUUUCCCCUUAUAGGGAACACUUUUGCAAGGUUUAGUGGUCCCUAUAGGUCCCCUCCAAGAGCCCUGAUAGGGACAAGAUUCUAAUAUCAUCGUUUUUCUUUCAUAGAUGAUUCCAGGUCAAGCCUUUUCAACACCCACGAUAACGAAGGAUGCCGCAGUCAUGACCCUAAAAGUCACAAAAAUUUCACGAUCCUCAAACAAUUAUUCGAGUCGACCGACUUCCGAAAUUACAUUUCCGUCGAUGACGUCAUGAAGGACUACAUCUAUUUUCCGGAGGAGUGAGCUGAAAUUUUCGAAUUUCAACCGGGGAAUGAUUUUUAUUUUAGGUAUAAGUGUGUCCUCGGGGAGAUGACCGCCGAGGGAAUUUUGCAAAUCGCGAAUCUCGGCAAGAAGUUCUACAAUUACUACAAGGACACACCGCUUUUCACCGAUAGUUAGUUUAUUUUUCUGCAAUUUUGCAUGACUAUUCGAAUUUUUUGAUGAGUUUAAAAUUUUCUAUUGAAAGUUCGAUUGAAAUUUCUGAAAAUCGACCUUGUUCGAUAAAUCUUUAGUGCCUCAAAGCUGGAAAAAAGUCCUUUAGCAAAAAAAAAAAAAUAAUUUUUCAAGAAAUCCUGGUUUUUCUUCUAUGCAGGGGUCCGGAAAGCUCAAAUUUUGUUCCCAAAACCAGAAAUAGUUUUACGAUUUUCCAGCCUUUUCCCAAGAUUUUUGUAAAAUAUCGAAUUUUGAAUAGAAGGAUAACUUUGAAAAAAAGUAUUUUUUUAGGUUUUCAAAUGGAUGUUCAGUUGAAAAAAAUAAAAAAACUUGAUUUUUCCCAAUUAUUUCAUGUUAAAUUUGUUCUUAAAAAAACGUUUUUAUAAAUUUCAUUCAUUAAAAUCCUCAGAUUCGUCGAGAAUUUUUUCUCGGCUUGGAAAUUCCAAAAGAUUAUUCGUGGAAAAAUCCUUUGCAAAACAACACAAUCUCUCAUUGUCUUGUGCGAAAAUCCCUUCGGCGAAGAGAAACGGGGAAAUCGCCGAACUGCCGCUUUUGCAGUUUAAAGUUGGAGAAUCGCCAAAUUCAGCCAAACUUCACUAUAUGUUGACCAAACAUCCUGUUGUUUAGUUUUUCCUUUUUGAUUCGCGAUUUCGCAAGAAAAAACUUCCAUUUUGAAUCACUUUCAAGGGUAUUUAUUUUGAAGGGAAAUUCCAUUUUUUAGAUCGACUUUCAUUUUAUUUAUUUUUAGAUCAGUUUUGAAUUGAAAAAUCACGAGCUUAGGUCAUAAAACCAAAAAAAGUUCUAAAUUUGAAUUGGGGAAAUUUUUUUCAGACGAAGAAGAAAAAUUAUUUUUUUGAUAGAAGUGCAAAAAAAUGAUUUUUUUAUUUUUUUAAAAAAAGACUUGGAAAGGUGUUUUAAUUGGACUUCAAAUCAUUUAAACCAAAAAAAGUUCGAAAAAGAUCAGUUCCAAAAAAUUUUCAAGCCAUGAAAACCGAAAAGCGAGUGAAAAAUAAGUGAAAAAAGGCUUAGAAGGGUGUUUUUAUCGGGUUUCAUAUCAUAUAAACCCAAAAAAAUCCGAAAAAGAUCAGUUCCAAAAAAUGUUCAAGCCAUGACAACCGAAAAGCGAGCCCGAAAUUUGAUUUGGAAAGUAUUUCAGGCUUAAACGAAGUUUGACAAUUUAAUUCAUUCAUUUUAGUGAACUUUCCUAUUUUUUCUUUGCAAAAGGUCAAAAGGUGAAGGAAAAAUGUGUAUGCAGAGUCGCAUGCCCUUCACGUGAUGGCGUCGGCGUCGCCGUGGAAUCGGACGCUUCAGACCGCCCGAUCCUUCGUUUCCCAGUUUCUGUACCCAAUGAAAGAUUACGUACCAAGAGUUCAUGUUCAGGUAGAGUUAUUGGGAGAGAGUAUAGAUUCUCAGUUCAAAAAAUAAAAUGAAAAGGGGCUUGAAACACGGAAGAAACUGAUUGGAAAAUGUGUAUAUUUAAAGCACAUCUUAGCUAGAAAAUAAUGAGUUUAGGGUCUUUUUAUUGGGUUCAUUCGAAUUUCUUUACUCAUCAGAUGAAAUUUUAUGUUUGGAUAGAGUUUGAAACUCUUGAAAGAAAAAGAAAAAUCUGAGGAUUUUCAGCAAGUUUUGAACUGUAUUAGUUUUCACAACUGCCCAUGUUGAGGCUAAGUUAUUGAAAAAAAGUGGUUUCCUGGAUUUUUUCUGGUGAGUGAGCGUUGUAAAAAUUGGAGGCAAAUCUGAAAAAUUCAAGAAUUUGGAGAUUUUUUUUGACCUUUCCAAUUUUUUUCAAUUCGUCCUCUUUUUCGUCACAAAAGUUAGUCACGUCAGAUUUUUUUCACCAAUAUUUCAAUAGAAACCAGGAGAAAAUACCCAAAUUUAAAAGAAAUUUUCUUUCAGUCCUCGAAUCUCUCAUACCAAUGCUUCGAACAAGAAUGCUAUUGCCCGAUUUCCAACGAGAUGCGCUACAAGUUUGAGGAUGUACGUUGGGAAAUCUACGGUUUAUGAUAGGAAUCCCUGAAUUUUCAGGAACGGGGCGAAUAUUUCGAGCUACAUGCUGAACCGAGCUUGAUCGCAGAAGCUCAUGAAAUCAAGAAAACUUUCGCUCCUUUUAGGUGCGUCACAAAAGAGGGACAAAUAGAGAGAGAGAAUUUUCAGUUCUUUUUGGUAAAACUGAAAAAGCAGUGAUAGAAAUAUUCCUAGUCUUAUCACAUGUUUCCCAGAUUUUUCUAUACUUUUAAAAAAGAAUAUCCGAGUACGAAAAGUGAGAGAGAGAGAGUUCAACAGCGGUCUGAGAAGGCGGCAGAGAUCUCGAAUUUCCCAUCGUUCUCUGACAUCUCUUCAGAUUCUCGAUCUCUCAUUUUAGUUAUCCUUUAUUUAAUUUUUAUAGAUGGUGAUCUGUCAUUAUGCAUAAGAAAUAAAGAAAAAACGAGAUAUAACGUUUUUAAAAGAGAGUGCAAAGAAAAAGAGUUUUUCCGAAUUUUUCUGGCGUCUCUUCAGGGUCCAUUGUUUUUCUCGAUAAGGCUAACUGUCACUCCCAGUUUCAAUCGGAAGGACUGACAAUCGGCUAACAAAAAGCGAGACCGAACUAUUUUGAAGAGGCUCCAGAGAAAAAAGAUUUCAAGACUUCUCUGGCGUCUCUUCAGCUUUCUGUUGAUCUCUCGCCUUGGCUACCUCUGUUUUUUCAUGAUUCAUAUCAUAAAAGUGAUUAUUCAGCAAAUGUCAUCAUCCCUUGGCUUUUGUCGACAUCGCCCUGGGAAAUUUCGUUUGCCGGAUGAAGCCGUUGCCUUGUAAGGACGGCUUCUGCGUCACUUUCCCAUUUUUGUUAAAGGUUCCUUUUUUUGUCCAGAAGGAUCUCGAAAAAUUGAAAAAAAGGCUCAAAGAAUAGGUUUGAGAUGCUGAACUUGGUGUCCACCCACACCCUCGAAAUGUGGAACAAGGACGUAGGUCUCGUCCGGAGACUUCAGGCCAUCGAGACCUACGCGAUUCUCAAUUACCUCAACCAAGCCGUCGAGAAGUCUCAGAGGGACAAGGACUACAAAUUCGUCAGGGUCAGUUUCAUUCCAUUUGUGUCCCUUAAAAAAAUGUUUUUUUUUUAAAUCCCUAAUUCUUAUAUUUCCUGUUCGCCGAGGUCAAACAAGAUAUAUGAAAGAAACCUUAACAAGAAAAAAUAUUGUGAAAAAUACUGAAAAGUCAAAAAACGUGACCCCAAAUUGAUAGUACAUAGAAAUUCCACUGUGAUCCCUAUAGUGGUUAGACGGAAGAGCAGCCUAUCUAGGGACCAAAAAAGUGGUCCCUAUAAGAGUUUAAGGUCUGACCUCUGAAGCUUCAGUGGUCACUAUAGGGUCUCUUAUUAUUUUUUGUCCAGUUUAGACGUUUAAUAAAACUUGAUCGACUAAAUAAAACUUGAUCGACUCAUCCCUCAAUAAUCGACUAGCAUGUCCCCUAUAGGGACAACUUUUGCAAUCUUAUGUGGCCUCUAUAGAGGUUGGUAAAGUGGCCCCUAGAGUGCCUUCAAGGUCGCCCCUAUAAGGACUCCUCUAUGAGUUGAUAGAGUGAUCCCUGAAGAAAACCCUCCGAGGGCCUUUACGGUUGCCCCUAGAAUGACCACUCUGAAGUUCAGAGAAAAAUAUAUUCAAUUUUCCCAAUUUUUUGUACGUUUUAAUCAUACUUCAAAGCUUGAGUUUUCUUCAACAAGUUUGAUUGUACGGAUGCUGCUUUUUCCAUUAGACUUGACGAGUAAAAAAAUUUUAUUUUUGUUAAAAAAAGCUUCAAAUUCAGUGUUUCCCGUCCGCCAAAAAGUCAGACAAGAUUUCUGCGAAAAAAAUUUUUGAAAGUACUGGAAAUUUAAAAAAAGUGACGCCCUGUUAAAAAAAUAUUCAAUCUUUCAAUUUUUUUCCCUCGUUUUCUACUUUUUUUUUGAAAUAAAAAAAUUUCCUCCAUUUAUUUUGAUCGGCCAAAUGUCUUUGUACCACUUUUGUUUGUAAAAAAAUCAAAAAAAUUUUUGUUUUUUUACUCGGAAAAAUGGGGUGAAUUUUUUUAAAAAAAUGAGAUCUUUGAAUUUUGAGUUUUCAAUUGGUUUUCUGAUUUUGAAAAACCUCAUUUCAAAAAUAUUUUGAAGUGUGAUUUUUACCUAUAAGACUUCCUCAACUUAUUUGAGGGCCUUAAAAGUUAAAAAUUUCCAUAAAAUCGAUCAAAAGUGCCGGUAUGAAUAUCAGAAUCCAUUUCCAGAUCUAUUCUUCUCACGAUUCGGUAAUCGGACCCCUUCUCCGCGCCAUGGGCCUUUCCGUCGUCGACCCUUGUAGUUAUGGGGCCAGACUCGUUUUCGAGGUUAUUCCCUUCACAAAAAAGGGUCAUGAACUCGAUUUCCAGGUCUACGAGCACCCCUCCGACGGCCUUUUCGUGCGCGUUUUGUACAACGGCGAGGACAUGACGCGGAAGGUCGACUUCUGUCAGAACAAGAAGCACUGGACGCGCCACGGCCUCUGCAGCGUCGAGGCGUUCUCCGACUACGUCCACAAGGUUCUCUUCCAACAGGCCAACGUGAGAAACGUCAAGGAGGCCUGCUACAUGUGA
Caenorhabditis auriculariae is the source of this 6120-nucleotide messenger RNA. The record is from the annotation of a GenBank genome assembly. Lineage: Eukaryota; Metazoa; Nematoda; Chromadorea; Rhabditida; Rhabditidae.